Molecule: messenger RNA, 249 nt
Organism: Dentiscutata erythropus
Lineage: Eukaryota; Fungi; Glomeromycota; Glomeromycetes; Diversisporales; Gigasporaceae
Source: the annotation of a GenBank genome assembly
AAAGAAGAUAAAGAGACAAAACCAAACAAAAAAAUAAGUAAUUAUUUUCAUACUCUAGAUUCUCCUCAACAUAAACAGGAUCAACCACUACAUAUUUCAAAUCAAAAUUUAUUAUAUAAUGAUAAUAAUCGUACUCCUCCAUAUAAUGCUUCAUCAGAUAUUUUCACACCCUUACAGAUUCAACAACAAAGCAGUAGUAAAGAGUCAAAUAAACAAGAUUUUUCUAAACAAUAUACCUCUUCACAUUAA